Chanos chanos (milkfish) is the source of this 5744-nucleotide messenger RNA. It is a transcript of the gene focad, whose product is annotated as focadhesin. Lineage: Eukaryota; Metazoa; Chordata; Actinopteri; Gonorynchiformes; Chanidae. The transcript has 43 exons. The coding region runs from base 30 to 5462 and encodes 1810 amino acids. Gene Ontology annotation, biological process: regulation of post-transcriptional gene silencing. The record is from RefSeq and is a predicted model, not a curated record.
GGAUAGGCCAGCUACACUGAUGUGUGAAGAUGUCUGAGAGUUUGAAGAAGAGACUUGAGUUUCCCAGCACUCUUAUACAAGCGCAGGCGGUGAGAAGUCUGGUUACGACUGUGCUGAAGGAAAAAGGGCAAAAUGAAAAAAUCUCUCAGUCCUCCACACAGAGUCUGGCUCUGGAGGCCUUGUGGGACCAGUGCUGCAGUGACACUGGAGUGGUCCGCACUGCUUGCUGUGAGGCCCUGGUGCUGCUGGUGGAGCAAGGCCACGCUGAGCUGCACUACGUGCUCAACAGCAUUUUAAACCUCCUGCCCUCAGCCAGGAAUGUGCAGGGCCUACUAAAGGUGAUUGGGAAACUGCUCCAGAUUCAAACAAGUCAACAGGAUAAAGAAACCCCCUUCACAUGCCCCUACUCUAUCAGGAGUUACCCCCACCCUUACAUCACGGUGCUGGAGAAUCGUCCAGACUGUUGGCCCGCGCUGCUUCAGGAGAUUGAUGACUUUAUCCAGCAGGCUGUUGACAGAAAUGAGCCUGCUUACGUGGCCAUGUUGGCUCCUUUCCUUCGAUAUCUGUUCUGCGAACCUCAGCGACUGGCUGAGAAUGCCUUGCUCAGACACAGCAUCCUCCGCGUACUCCUGCCUAAGCGAGAGGAAUCCCGCCCCGACCGGGACCAAGGAUUGGGUUACCCCAACACGGUGGUGCUCCAAAACCUCAUACUGUGUCUCCUUGACCUGAUUCCUCACAUGCAGGUGGACAGCGCGAUGGCCGUGGUGGAGAUAGGCUGCUUGGCAGAGGCUGUGUGCCCGGCUCUGCUCUCCGACUCGGAGCUCUGGAGGACAGAGCGAGCCAAGCUGGCUUUGCAGCUGCUCUGCGCUUGCCAAGUCAGCCUGGAGCUGGGUGGGGAACUCCGUCCUCUCCUCCAUACCCUCCAGCAGCUUCUGCCUUCCUGCUCUGAGGACCUCCCAUCAGAGCAAACAAUCAUGGCAGUCUCCCUGCUCCUGCUUCGAGCUUCGACUUUGCACCAGACUGCCCUCCUGGAGCUCGCUGCAAAGAUAGUGCCCCCCGAAGAUGAGAAGCCUCCCUGGGGUUCCACACUGUUGGUGUUGCCCCUGUUGCAGGUGUUUGCCUCCUCCUCCCUGAUGGAGGCUUUGAUGGACACUCACACAAGGACGAGAAACCAGAACCUGGUCAAUUCACUGCUCCAAACGGUCCAGAGAGAGACCUGCGGACCAAAGCAGGUUAAAACUCAGCUGACGUUGCCUCUAAGCCUGUGGUACACUGAGCUACAGGUGAGCUCUGGCAUCUUACUCCGCCUCCACUCGAACCCCGUGGCCUCCUGCGAUUGGCUCUACUCCGUCCAGUCCGUCCUGCCCUUCUGCCAGCGUGUUCCAGACGCUUUGCCUCUCCUGGUCACCCACCUCAUCCUCACCGGCGAGAGCAACGUCUGCAGGUUGGCCCUGGACACGGCUGCAGCCAUUGCACAGAUCGACCCAGCUCAGGUCCCUUGUCUUCUCCCAGUCCUGAUGUUUAAAUUGAACAGGAUUUCUGAUCCAGCUCUGUCUCACUCUGUACUCUACACCUUACCAAAACUAGGAACCCACAAGUUUUGUGUGCCACAGGUUCUUCAUGUUCUCCAGACUUUGGGAAGCAACCCCAAACUGCGGGCCGUGUCUCUGCGUUUAAUGACUGCCCUGUGGGAAAAGGAGGACAGAGUGUAUCCUGACCUGCAAAAACUCAUGGCGGUCCUGGAAAAAUCCUCCACGGUGGUGGGGAAGGAGACGCAGUGGGAGCAGAUCUUGGCCAGAGCCGCCUGCGUGAGAGACAUCUGCCGAGAGAGGCCUUACCAGCAUGGGGGAGAUAUGCUGGCUGCUAUUUCUCACACUCUGGGCCAGUGUAGCAGACAGGAUCAAGCCACCCCGGCAGCCAUGGCCCUACUGGCCCUCCAAGAGCUCUGUCGAGCAGAGGUGGUCGAUAUUGGUUCCACAUGGAAAGCCCUUUCACCCAAACUGAGCUGUGACUCCAGACCCCUGGUGUUGAAGGCUACGGCGGAGCUGCUGGCACUGGUGCCCCACUUGAAUGUGAAGACAGAGGAGUAUGAGAAAUUCCGCAGUGAAGCUGUCAGUAUUCUUUGGGGAUACGCUUUCAAUCGGGACCCAGAGGUGGCUAGCAGUGGCUACAAGGCACUCUCGGAGUUCCCAGAAUCAUGUCAUUCUAUUUUACACCUCCCUGAGCAAGCGAGGCCGCUGGUCAAGCAGCCAGACAAUGAAGAUGAAGAGACCCAAGAGGCCGAAACAGAAAAAGAUGAAGAGAAAGAUGUCUCGGUACCAGGAACUUCUUACGUAAAGCUGAUUGGUCUCACACCAGGAGCAGUGCUACCAGCACUUGAAAGCUUCCUUACUUCAUUGGUUAAGCAGGAGAUGAGCCAGAUGCCUCGUGGAGUGUACCACUCUGCCUUGAGAGGGGGGAACCUCCGCUCAGACCAGGGAAAAACUGUGGCUGGCAUCCCAGGUUUCAUGCUGAAAACCUAUGAGAAGAACAAACAGCCGGGUCUGAAACCUGGCCUAGCAGCCGGCCUUCUACUUUGUUACGAUCUGCCUGUGCAGACUGACAGAGAUGGACGACCAAUCAACCGCUUCCUCGUCAGCAGAGGGCGGAGUUAUCAGCAAAUGAUAUCUGCCCUCAUUCAUGAGGUGAACAUUCAGCCAUCUGAAUGGCAUCGCUCCCUCCUCCUGCCCCAGGCCUGGAGAGGCUUCAUGAGUCGGGCUUAUCAUGCCGUCCUACAGGGUCGGAGAGCAGAGCUGGAGAUGCAACAGAAGCAGGGAAAGGAGAGUCCAGAGGAACUACAGUACAAGCAACACUGUGCAUGGCUGUGGGUCAGGGACCAGCUAACUGAUGUUAUCAGGUCUGCAGCAAAAGACAGUUCUGUGGUUCAGGGAAACUCCAUUUUGGCUCUAACUGGCCUAGCAGCAGUCCUGACCAAGUACGAGAGCAGUCUUCCAACAGAAGCUGAGGAAGGGCUUGAGGUUGGCCCAGAGAUCCUUCCGACAGCUCAUUGGCUGUCCAUGGUGAUUGACACUCUGCUGUGCAUCGUGAGCACCAGUUAUCGUGCCAAAGGCCAGGUCUUCCCCUGGUUCCUUCAUCGUUCCUACUCUGGAGGGAAUACCGCCAGCGUUAUCGCCCGCUCCUGUGCCGCUCUGGGCCUGUCGCUGCUUGUUCCCGUGCUGGUCACCUCCCACAGGGACAGCGUACUCGCUAUCUUGGACAUAUUGGGGAUGGGUCUGCCGGGUUCACGGGGGGCGGACGAGUCCCAGGCGGUGCAGUUCCACACAGGCCUGGCCCUGGGCAUGUUUCUAUCCGCCUUGCAUGAAGAGAGAGUCAGUGACAUUUCUGGACAAACAACUGACGAGCUCCUUACGGGACCUCUGGAUUCUCUGGAAGCCUGUUGCUUCAACCCCAAUCUGGAGUACAAUGCUGGCUGCGUGCUGGCUGUAGGCCUUGUUUUGAGCUCUCUGAGCUCCAGCAGUCAGGUGGCGCAUCGCGGUCGUGUGGCCCUCACCCAGGACAGGCUGUUAAAGGCCCUGCAGGAGAGCAGCAACAUGGGACGCAUGCUGCAGGAGGUACUUGCUUAUUCAGUGGCCUGUGUAGGAGUGUCAAGCUUCAGCGCUGGUAUCUCUGACGCCAGUAAAGCUGAGGAGAUCAUGAAUACACUGCGCGCCAUGACAGAAGAGAGCCAGCAGACUCCAGGUUUUGCCUUGGCUCUUGGACUAAUCAUCCACGGUCUGUCCUCCUGUGGCCAUGGCAAAGCAGAAGACCUUUACCCACGUCUGUUGGCUGCUUGGACCAAAAUACUUUUGGCAGAGGGCUGCCCUACCAUGCAGAGGUUAGCUGCACUCAAUGGUCUAAUCGCGCUGGUGGGAUCUGAAAGUGCUCUUAUUCAGCUGAAGAGCGAGUCAGAACAGUCGUCCCAGCAGCAGUCUCGGCUGAAUGAAGUCAUCAGAGCCAUUACGCAGGUCAUCACUUUUUCGGGAACGAUAGGGCUUCAGUCGAACGGUGCUUGCCUAGUUGGGCACCUGCAUUUGGCGCACAUGUCCAGUAGCCACAGCAGGACUGCAGUGCCUCAGGACUUCAGUUACCUGCCCGAACGGAGUGUCAUCAGAGCCAUUGUUGAUUACAUCACCGAAGCUGGAAGGAAAGGGCCUGAGUUUACCCACCCCAGUUUGGUGAAAGCAGUUCUAGGACCACUGGCAACUGUGGGCGGAAACUUCCAGUAUCCUCCUGUCAACUGGAGUGCCAUCCUCUCUCCUCUAAUGAGACUCAAUUUUGGCGAGGAGGUGCAGCACCACUGUGUCGAGCUGGCCGCCACCCAGGCCCAGUCAUCCCAGAGUGCCUCGCUGUUUUUGGGCGUGUGGCUCGCCCCCCCACUGGUCCACAGUCUGAGCUCACGGACCAAGGCUCACCUGUACGAAUGUUUGGGUACAUGGAUGAAGCAUGUUGCUGAUGACAAGCUGCAGGUGUAUGUGGAAAGCCUAGCCGUGCAGCAGUUUAACCCAGACACCCGCGGCCAGCGCCUCCCCCUCUGUCAGUCCGUCCUCCGUGGCCUGGCCAAGGCCAUGGCCCUCCCCAGUCCUCCCCAGGGCUGCUGGACCAGCCUGUGCUCCACCACAGAGAAGAUCUUCUCCCUCCUGCCAGACCGUAUCCAGGCCAGUGAAGUGGAGCUUUACGAGGGAAUCUCGUCAUGUUUGUCUGAACUGAGCGAUACAGAGAUAGACAGAAUCACUAAAGUCUCAGAGACCAACCUUGAAAAGACAGGUUUUAUCCUGGCCUACUUAUGCUCCCGGGGUAGAGUUCCCCUCCUAGGCCUCAAUGACAUCAUCAGCACCGCCCUUAGAACCGCCAACAAGGAACCAAUAGGAUGGCUGCUCACGCAAUGCUUCUACCAAACACGUUUGACUUCCGGUUCAAACACAGGCGUUUCCAGAAGAAUGGAGUGGCUUCUGGAGCUUAUGGGACACAUCAGAAAUGUUGUGUAUGGAGCAGCAGACGUCAAAUGCAGUAGUGUCAAAGAGGCGACAGACUUCCUGCUGUGCGUGUUUGCUGCCGCGUUGGUUUCCUGGGCCGACCACUCCAUGCCGCUACUGAUUGGUGUGAGGGCCCAGUGGUUUCCAUGGAGACAGUGCUCGAAGCAACCUCUUUUGCCCUGUGGCCUAUAUGGUGACCCUAUUAUCACUGAGCAGACAGUUUCACAGUGCCUGGUGGGACUGCCAUACAGCGUAAAGCGACUGUUAGCCAAAGAGCCAUGGAAGUCCCAAACACAAAAAUUUAUCGACUGGCUCUUCAGCAUUGCUGAAGGUCCAGCACAAAGCCUUUCAGACACAGCCGUCUGUAGUGCCAAAGCUUCUUUACUGGCGCUAAGAUCACUCCCAGAUUUCAAGAAGAAGGCUAUGUGGACCAGAGCAUACGGCUGGUAACCAAAGCAGACUGCGCAAGUGCCAACCAUCCAUCGCGCAAGCACCACUGAACCGCUUCGCCGCACGCGCUUACGGUCAGCUACAGACCGCAGCUGAUUGACGGACGGAGAAAGGAGAACACCGGGAAGGCUCCGAUACAGCCGACGCGCAAAAAAAAGUCACUGUCGUUGACUUACACGGUCUUCUUAAACGUGACGUGUGUCAAAAGCCUGAUCAAAGCCGUAGCUUUCGUUAUAGUGUAUAGAUAACAUGUACAGCUUUGCUUCCAUGAAUUUUGGGGGG